This is a messenger RNA of Triplophysa rosa, 2180 nucleotides long. RefSeq lists its product as uncharacterized. Gene Ontology annotation, molecular function: protein binding. The coding region runs from base 535 to 1629 and encodes 364 amino acids. NCBI's taxonomy places the organism in Eukaryota, Metazoa, Chordata, Actinopteri, Cypriniformes, Nemacheilidae. The record is from RefSeq and is a predicted model, not a curated record. The transcript has 4 exons.
CGAAAUAUCUUCUUUUGUGUUCUGCAGAAGAAAGUCGUACAGCUUUGAAAUGACAAGAGGGCAUGUAAAUAACGACAGAAUUCUCAUUAUCACUUUAAUGUGACUACAAACGUGAUUUUUUUUCCCUUUCAAAGAAAUACAAUUCAAACUUUUCAUUUUUGAGUGAACUAUUCCUUUAAGAUGAACAGGGCUUAAAUCACAACAGCAUUGUCUGUAAAGAUUACCCUUUUACAUCGCCAGCACACAUGUUUCUAACAAAUGCUGUGCAGUGUGGUUAGACUCCAACCAUAAGCUUCCGAGUUGGAAAAAAACGAGUUCGAGUAAGUGUAUGAAUGGAAAGUAAAGGAAAGCACUGGGGCACUGGCCAUCGCUGAGUGAGGAAUGUUGCAGUAGCUGGGUACAACUCCUCAGGUUAUCUCCACAGACGCCAUGCAGUGUCCUGUGUAAACUGCCAUACGGAUCGUCUCGACAAAUCUUCCGCUCCAGACACUGCUAACUAAAACUGGCUGUGGAAGAAGAAAGGCAGGCAGACGAAUGGAUAUCAGGUCAAUUCUUCUGGUACUUUCUGUGUUUGGGCCAGCUUGGGCCUCCACAGUGGAUUUGGAUGACUAUGGAGGUGUGCCUCUCUGGAUAAAUCGUUUUUUGGGAGAGCCAAGUGUGUUGACGUUAAAAGAUCGGAUGGAACCAGGAUGGUUUCGAGCAGUAAAUUCCCAAAGCUGUCCCCUGGAUUGCGACUGCCCGAUUCAGUGGCCAACCGCACUUUAUUGUGAGCACAGGGGCUUUGAUCAGCUCCCCACCGGUCUUCCAGCCCGUACACAGUACCUUUUCCUCCACGGGAAUAACAUCACUUCCUUCGGCUCCGGAGAGUUUGCCAAUGCCACCAAACUGCGUUGGCUGAUCUUGGAUCGCAACCAGCUUCUGAGUGAGCAACUCGAUAACGCAUUGUUCUCCAAUCUGACCAACUUGGUAAAUCUCUUCAUAAACAAAAAUAGCUUAACAGAGGUGCCGGCUGGACUUCCCAGCAGUCUUAAGCAGCUACGUCUUGCAUAUAACCACAUUGAAAAGAUUUCCUCGGGCGUUUUCCAAAAUCUGGGAAGCCUAGCCGUACUUCUUUUACAAGGCAAUCGUCUGAAGACCAUUGAGGAGGGUGACUUUAAAGGUCUUGGAGCCCUCAACUUACUGGAUCUCAGUCACAACUUCCUGGAAACUUUUCCUAAAAACCUGCCCCCAUCUGUCCAGCAGCUUUACCUGUCAAACAACUCGCUGACCGGCCUGACCGAUGACAGCCUUCAGGGUUUCAACAGACUCCAAUACCUACGGCUCGGACACAACAAGCUGAAGAACGAAGGUUUGGAACCUGACGCCUUCAACCUCACAUCUCUGGUAGAGCUGGAUCUUUCCUAUAACCAGCUGACCAAAAUCCCUACAGUUCCCAUAACCCUUCUGUACCUUUACCUGGAGGUCAACCACAUCCAAGAGUUCAACGUGAGCAGCUUCUGCAGGAUACUGGGACCCACGUCAUAUUCACGUAUGAAGAUACUGAGGCUGGAUGGUAAUAUGCUGGAGUAUCACAAGCUGCCGUCUGAUUGGGUGUUCUGUCUACGAGUCAUCCAUAACAUUUAUGUUUGAUCUAAUAAUAUAGGAUAUGGUUUAAUAAACUUAACCUUUUAAUCCAGUUUCAAAAUCUUUACAAUGCAAUAACAAUUUGGAUGAUGGAAUUAUUUUCCUAUUAAUCAACAGCUUUGUGUCUGUUUGAACACACAAUUGAAAUGUGUAAAACUAGGUACACUGUUCAAAAAUAAUAAUAAUUUGACAGAAUUUUAGUGUUUUAUUUGACAAAAUUUGACGUAUUUUUGAAAUGCAGUAAAAAAUGUCCAAUUACAGAAAUAGAAUGCAAAUUUACAAGUCAGGUGUAAAAUAACAUGUAGUUUUACUUUACGAAAAAUGUUAUUUAAUGUUUUUCUGGCACCCAAGCUGCCAGAAUAUGACUGUUUCUUAUGGGUAUUUUUUACAGUGUAGAAUCAUUUAAGGAGGUUAUAACAUCUGGCUUUUUAUCAUGGCCUAGAAAUCAUAAAGUUUUGAGUAACAAUAUAAAGCUUUUUGUACUGAAAGACGAUGCUUGAAUGUUCUUUUUGGUACACUGUAGUAAUCUGAAUACUGCCAAUAAAUGCUGCUGUCAA